Fundulus heteroclitus (mummichog) is the source of this 1174-nucleotide messenger RNA. RefSeq names its product coiled-coil domain containing 43 (gene ccdc43). The record is from RefSeq and is a predicted model, not a curated record. The transcript has 5 exons. Lineage: Eukaryota; Metazoa; Chordata; Actinopteri; Cyprinodontiformes; Fundulidae. The coding region runs from base 31 to 678 and encodes 215 amino acids.
GUUGGAAACGAAGGACCUCACAGCGCCAAGAUGGCGGCGCCCGUGAGCGAUGCCGGGGAGUUUGAAAGCUGGCUCAACGACCGACUGGACUCGUUAGAAGUUGACCGUGAGGUGUACGGCGCAUACAUUUUAGGAAUCCUAAAGGAGGAGGAGAGCGACGAGGAGAAAGAAGACGCGCUUCAGGGAAUCUUGGCCGCUUUUCUGGACGAAGAUGCCAUAGAGGAGGUCUGCAAGCAGAUUAUCAAUGAGUGGAAGGAGUGUUGUGACCGACUGGCUGCCAGACGAAACACCGAUGACGCUGAGGUGCAGGCCAUAGCCAGCAUGAUAGAAAAACAGGCCCAGAUCGUCGUGAAACAGAAGGAGCCGUCCCAGGAGUCCAAGAAGAGGAAAGAGGCCCUUCUCGCUCAAUACGCCAAUGUGACGGAUGAAGAGGAUGAAGCAGAAGGGGAGCCAGCGGCUGGAGUGGAUCUUCCUGGAAGUGAAUCCAAAUCCCUGUUCAGGAACACCAACGUGGAAGAGGUGCUCAACAGGCAGAAGCAAAAGCGUGACCAGGCUCGAGAAGAUGCGCAGAAGAAAAAGGAAGGGGACAAAAUGCAGCGGGAGAAGGACAAACUAGCCAAGCAAGACAGAAAAGAGAAAGAGAAGAAACGUACACAGAAAGGUGAACGUAAAAGAUAAGAGUUUAAGAAGAGGGGGAUGCUUUUUGGUCAAAAAAAGUGUUUUUUUGCAAGAAAACUAAAGAACAAGUGAAAUCUAGCAAUGUGUUCUUCUCUUUACAACUGAACCUCAUGUUUAAGUCGUGUUUGUCAGAUGCUUGGUAACGCUUUUCUCAUUUGUGAGAAACACUGGACGUGCAGAGCUGAAAUUCACACAUCUACACUUACAUUUGGUAUGACAGCUGUAUCGCACCGCUGCUGGCCCGUCUCCAGUCGUUUCUCAGGGCCAGCCUCUGAGAAAUUCUGGAUAUUUCUCCACAACCUUCAACAGCAAGUUGUCGGCUUUUUUUUUUUUUUUUUUUCCCCUCCUGCAUCAGGUUUUGGUUUUACCGUCUAUGCAUUUUGACAGCGAGUAAGAACAAUAUGUGCUAACCUCAAAUGUGUAACUUUCAAAAUUCAAAUGUUUUGAGGUGUCUUUUUAAAAGUAUUAAUAAAAAAAAAGAAGUUUUCCCAGAAAA